Molecule: messenger RNA, 879 nt
Organism: Emiliania huxleyi CCMP1516
Lineage: Eukaryota; Haptophyta; Isochrysidales; Noelaerhabdaceae
Exons: 3
Coding region: 1-879 (292 amino acids)
Source: RefSeq, a predicted model, not a curated record
AUGGAGCUCGAGCCGCAGCCAGUCUCGGUCCUUGCCAAGCUCGCUCAGGGGCGCGCGGCGAUUGGCCGCAACGGCGGCGCUCGCGCCGACCUGCUCGCGCUCAACGCCAUUCUGAAGCUGCAUGGCGCACCGAGCCAAGCCUUUGGCGCAGUGGACGGUGUACCGGUCGGGCUCGUGCUGCAGCGGCGCGCCGAACUGGCCGCGGCGGGCGUGCACCGACACUUUCUCUCGGACGUGACGCCCAGCGUGCUCGGCGUCGAAUCGAUCAUCGUUCCGCCGCCGGGCGUCGAGCCGCGGGCGGUCGAUGAUUACGGCGAGCGGCUCCUGCUGCGCGGCUGGUGCGCGGGCGCCUCCGACGGCGCCGCUGCGGUGGCGGCCGGCGAGGCGUGCUUGCGCGCGCUGCAGCCGAAUGAGUCGUCUCGCCGGCCGAUUCGCGUCGUGCGCGUGGUCGAGGGUGCCGGCGGUGAGGGCGGGCCGGGGUACAGGUACGACGGCCUGUACCUGGCGCUGCGGAGGACCUCGGCCGCCGCGGAGAUGCUCGGCGCCUCCACCGAGCCGUGCUACCUCCUCGAGCGAGACCCGCUCGCGUACCUGCCCUCGGAGCUGGAGGCUGUCGCUGGCGACGCUCGCCGCGUGAGCGUGGAGGAGGCGCUUUCCUUCUCUGCCCUCGCCUUGCGCCGGCUGCUCGCCGCUCGCAAAGCCCUCGUCGCGUCGAUGGAGCCGCACGAGGUGCUCGAGGUGGCGGCGCUUCGCGAAGCGUCUGUGCGCCGCAUCCGCGCCGCCGUCGAGAUGCUGCACGCGCCCGACGACCCGAGCAGUGCCCUCCUUCCGCCACCCACGCUGCCGCCGUGGCCGUCGCGGUUGCGGAACAGUGCGUAG